AUGCUCGUGGAAUAUUUACAACUUUUGAUUUUAAUAAUACUGUUAAUGACAGUUGCGCGCACGAUCAUGUGUAUCAAUAAAACAUUCUACAUGCUCGUAGUGGUUGCGGUGAUAUGUGCUACUAAUUGCGAAGAAGUAAGUAACUAUGUUAUCAAAGAAGAAACUGUACAGCCUACACUGUAUAAUUCAACGGCAGUGGACGACAAAAAUUUUUGGGAAUGGCUGUAUGGUUUCGUAUCUACUGCUAAUCCCAUAAUAACAACUGAACUUCCGAGACCAGUGCAGCCUCUGUCGUGUUUACCUUGCAAAUGCGGUUUGACGAAUACACAGAAACGUAUAGUAGGCGGUAUCGAAACUCAAGUUAAUCAAUACCCAUGGAUGGCAUUAAUGAUGUUUAGAGGACGAUUCUAUUGCGGUGGAUCUGUUAUAAGCUCUCGUUAUGUACUGACUGCUGCGCAUUGUGUCGACAGGUUCGAUCCAAAUCUCAUAUCUGUGAGGAUAUUGGAACACGAUCGCAAUUCUACUACAGAAACAGAGACCGAAGUGUUUCAAGUCGAGACAGUGAUCAAGCAUAGCGGCUAUUCAACGUAUAACUACAACAAUGACAUCGCGCUCGUCAAAUUGAAGGACGGUAUUCGAUUCGAGGGAAAGAUGAGGCCUGUUUGCCUUCCAGAACGAGCGAAAACUUUCUCUGGUAUAAACGGCACGGUAACCGGUUGGGGCGCGAUAGAGGAAUCUGGCGUGAUCUCGCAAACUUUGCAGGAAUAUCCAGCGCGAAGAAUUACGGACAACAUGCUUUGCGCCGGUUACAAAGAGGGAAGCAAGGAUUCCUGUCAGGGAGACAGUGGUGGCCCUCUACAUAUCGUUAACGAGCAGACAUACGACAUAGUUGGAAUCGUGUCCUGGGGCGAAGGAUGCGCGAAGCCUGGUUAUCCUGGCGUUUACAGCAGGGUGAAUCGUUACCUGACGUGGAUAAAACGCAACACCGAGGACUCGUGUUACUGUUAA
Habropoda laboriosa is the source of this 1008-nucleotide messenger RNA. RefSeq names its product trypsin-1-like. The transcript has 10 exons. The record is from RefSeq and is a predicted model, not a curated record. Bases 1 to 1008 code for a protein of 335 amino acids. Gene Ontology annotation, molecular function: serine-type endopeptidase activity. NCBI's taxonomy places the organism in Eukaryota, Metazoa, Arthropoda, Insecta, Hymenoptera, Apidae. Gene Ontology annotation, biological process: proteolysis.